Molecule: messenger RNA, 3258 nt
Organism: Nannospalax galili (Upper Galilee mountains blind mole rat)
Lineage: Eukaryota; Metazoa; Chordata; Mammalia; Rodentia; Spalacidae
Gene: Mpp2
Product: membrane palmitoylated protein 2
Exons: 14
Coding region: 267-2033 (588 amino acids)
Cellular component (GO): cell-cell junction; plasma membrane
Molecular function (GO): protein binding
Source: RefSeq, a predicted model, not a curated record
UCGAUGCCUCUUAACCACCGCCUCCUCGCCCACCCUCCAGCUGCUGCGAGAUUACUUUGCAGUGGUCCCGAGGCGGCCGCAUCCCCUCCCUUCCUCUGUCCUCUCCUGUCUCCGCCCCCUCGCGCCAAGGAGGCCUUGCCGCUUUAAGCGCGCGCGGGAGGUUGACAAGCAAUAAACGCCAAGCGCCAAGCAGCACUGGAGUCGCCCGGAGCUAGGGGCUCCCGGAGGCGCAGGAGAGUGACUUCAGAGUCUUUGCUGACCUCAUCAUGCCAGUUGCUGCCACCAACUCCGAGUCUGCGCUGCCGGUGUCUGGCUGGGAAGGCGCCGACCUCGCUCGAGACUGCUGCUCCAGGAGCCGUGGAGGGGUCGCCAUGGCUUGCAGCCCAGGCAGCGAGGCCUCCUUGGAGGGAAUUUCUCUGGGCUCCUCUGAGGAAGCAGAGCUCCGCAGGGAAGGGGCUGCAGAGCUGGACCUGAUUUUUCUUCGAGGCAUUAUGGAAAGCCCCAUAGUCAGAUCCUUGGCCAAGGCCCAUGAGCGGCUGGAGGAGACAAAAUUGGAGGCUGUGCGAGAUAACAACCUGGAGCUGGUGCAGGAGAUCCUUCGAGACCUGGCGCAGCUGGCAGAACAGAGCAGCACUGCUGCAGAGCUGGCACGCAUCCUCCAGGAGCCCCACUUCCAGUCCCUCCUGGAGACACAUGACUCUGUGGCCUCAAAGACCUAUGAGACACCACCCCCUAGCCCAGGUCUGGACCCCACAUUCAGCAACCAGCCUGUACCUCCUGAUGCAGUGCGCAUGGUGGGCAUUCGCAAGACUGCAGGAGAGCAUCUGGGUGUGACAUUCCGAGUGGAGGGCGGUGAGUUGGUGAUCGCCCGAAUUCUGCACGGGGGCAUGGUGGCUCAGCAAGGCCUACUGCAUGUGGGUGACAUCAUCAAGGAGGUGAAUGGGCAGCCAGUGGGCAGUGACCCCCGGGCCCUGCAGGAGCUUCUGCGCAGUGCCAGCGGCAGCGUCAUCCUCAAGAUCCUACCCAGCUACCAGGAACCCCACCUGCCCCGCCAGGUAUUUGUUAAAUGCCACUUUGACUAUGACCCGGCUCGGGACAGCCUCAUCCCCUGCAAAGAAGCAGGCCUGCGCUUCAACGCUGGAGACUUGCUUCAAAUUGUAAACCAGGACGAUGCCAACUGGUGGCAGGCAUGUCAUGUAGAAGGGGGCAGUGCUGGGCUCAUCCCCAGCCAGCUGUUGGAGGAGAAGCGGAAAGCAUUUGUCAAACGGGACCUGGAACUGACUCCAACCUCAGGGACCCUGUGCGGCAGCCUUUCAGGAAAGAAAAAGAAGAGAAUGAUGUAUUUGACCACCAAGAAUGCAGAGUUUGACCGUCAUGAGCUGCUCAUUUAUGAGGAGGUGGCCCGCAUGCCCCCAUUCCGCCGGAAAACCUUGGUACUGAUUGGAGCGCAGGGUGUGGGUCGGCGCAGCCUGAAGAACAAGCUCAUCCUAUGGGAUCCAGACCGCUAUGGCACCACGGUACCCUACACAUCCCGACGCCCUAAGGACUCAGAGCGGGAAGGCCAGGGCUACAGCUUUGUGUCUCGUGGGGAGAUGGAGGCUGACAUCCGUGCUGGGCGCUACCUGGAACAUGGCGAGUAUGAGGGCAACCUGUAUGGCACACGGAUCGAUUCCAUCAGGGGCGUGGUUGCCUCCGGCAAGGUGUGCGUGCUGGAUGUCAACCCCCAGGCAGUAAAGGUACUGAGGACGGCCGAGUUUGUCCCUUAUGUGGUGUUCAUUGAGGCCCCUGACUUUGAGACACUGCGGGCCAUGAACCGGGCUGCACUGGAGAGUGGAGUGUCUACCAAACAGCUCACGGAGGCAGACCUGAGGCGGACAGUAGAGGAGAGCAGCCGCAUCCAGAGGGGCUAUGGGCACUACUUUGACCUCAGCCUGGUCAACAGCAACCUGGAGAGGACCUUCCGAGAGCUCCAGGCUGCCAUGGAAAAACUUCGAUCGGAGCCCCAGUGGGUGCCUGUCAGCUGGGUGUACUGAGCCUGGAUCUGGACCUUGUUCCCUGCUGAGUUAAGAUCUAGAACCUGAAUCCAUCCCCUAUCCCAUCUGUGACACUCCCUCACCCUGCCAUGAUCUUUAGUCCCCAUCUCUGGUUUUCCCUGGAUCACAGUUCCUAGCAGGCCCUACAGCUGGCUUCAGUGUAAGGUGUGCACUGCCAGGGAGGUGGGUGUUCAUGGGGUACCUCUGUACCCAGGUGCUGCCCACUCCCAAUGACCACUGGCCUCCAGACAUCCCUAAGGGCCAAGCUGUGUCCAGGAGUGUCUCAGAGUCACUCCCAUAAUGCUCAGUUCAGAGAAAAUCAAAGCUGUUUGAGGACCUUGUGGUCAGUAGGCAUAUGACCCCUGCCAGCUUUUUCUCCUCUGGGCUGGUGACACCUACCCUGUUCCUGGGCCCCUCCCAUCUCUUACUCUAGUCCUAGAUUCAGCUUUGGGCUGUUCUCAUGUGGCCAGGGGAGUACUCAGCAAUUGGUAGCUAGGCAGACCUGGGCAGUAAUGCCAGUCUGGGCCAUCCUAAAGGAGAGGGGAGCCCAACCAUGAGCCAGAUGCAGCUGCCAGUGUGAGUUUCAUCUCCCCCAGGAGCAAAUGCGGCCUGGUCUCUCCCUCAUCCACAGCUUCUCACUGCCAAAGUCUCUCCACAGACUUCCCCAAUGUGUCCUUCUUGGGUAAGCUCUGCUACCCAAAGGGUGCAGCUGGCAGGGGCUAGUGGGCUCAGCCUAGGUUGGGAAAGGGCCUGGAAGACUGAGUCCUCUGUUGUGGUUAUCGAAAGCACUCCAGGCUCCAUGGCCCAUACAGGGCUUAGUCCGCUUUGGGCUUCUCUUUUGAUGGAUCCAGGUAGCCCACUGGCAUUAGGACUGACAGGAUGGGAGUUAAGGCAGGAUAGGGGGGAGGACUGUGAGUGUGGGCUUAGAAACUGACAGGUGAGCAGCGCUUGCCACACAGGUCCAGAUGGCCCCAUUGGCACUCCAGGCUGGGCAACCUGUGGUGCUGUGGUGCUGGUCUGUGUUUCUGGCCCUGAUGUAUGUGCCUGUGUGUGUGUGUGUGUGUGUGUGUGUGUGUACAUGCACUUGUGUGUAACUUGGCUUGAGGGAGAGGCUGCAAGUGAUUGCUUUUAGGUGGCUUUUUGGGGCCCCUUUAUGGGUUCCCAUCAGCCUCCAAUUCUUACAAGGCCUCCACCUCAGACCCCAGAGCCUGGGCCCUCUUCAGAU